AGAGAAAAUGGCUUUUAUGCAGAUUGAUGCAGGAUAUUUGGAUGGAUUGUUUCAAGAACUCGGAAACUUGCUGCAACACCCAAUUAUCCGAGGAAAUCAAGAAAUUCUCGCCGAGGUAAAUGAUAUACUUGACGGGGCUUAUGUACCACCGGUGCUCGCCGAGCAAGAAAUGGAUGACCUCUGGAAUGCUUAUGAGGAUAUUCAGCAGGACUUGAAUAUUUUGAUGCAAAGAGUCGGAGAAGAAGAGUUUGAUUUGAGGCUUGAAAAUUUUUAUGAGGAUUUGGCUAAUUUAGAGGACAGGAUUGAGGUGGUCGAGAUGGAACGAGGCAUUUUUAAUAAUUGAUUAAUGUUUUUUUUUUGUUGUUAAUUGGAAGUUUUACAUGUGAAUAAAUUUUGAUUAAACUC
Molecule: messenger RNA, 405 nt
Organism: Caenorhabditis elegans
Lineage: Eukaryota; Metazoa; Nematoda; Chromadorea; Rhabditida; Rhabditidae
Gene: T06D4.6
Product: YlbF family regulator
Exons: 2
Coding region: 8-343 (111 amino acids)
Source: RefSeq, marked reviewed